AUGGCACCAUCGUUUGCAGAAUGGCUUAUCACACAUCCAGCGUAUCAUUUCAUGAUUAAGAUAAGCUCCGAAUUUCUUAAUGAUUCAUUCAACUUUUAUGGCUUAAAGAAGGAUGUAGAAAAUUAUCAAGCAGCGCUUUCAAUCAUUAAAAAGACUUCUUUCCACGAAGAUGUCUAUAAUCCAGUAGAUAUUGUUUCUGCAAUACACCUCUAUGGUCUUGCCCAUCAACGCUUCAUAUGUACAUAUGAAGGCUGUGAGAAAAUAGUAGCGAAAUGGCGUGCAAAGACCUACCCAAUGUGCCCAAGAUACUUGUGCAAAGGAUGUAUAUGCUUGCCUUACGGAUUAUCUGAAAUCCCAAAUGAAUUACAUGUUAAGUUAUUCUGUCCUAAUUGUCAAGAUGUAUACGAUGUAACUAAUCCAGCCAUCGCUAAUAUUGAUGGUGCUUACUUUGGCCCCACAUAUGUUCACUUAUUAAAGCAAAAAUUCAGAACGGUAACGCCUAGAGGACUUCCAGUAGCAUUUGUACCAUGUGUUUUUGGGUUCAAAAUGGAUAGGAAAAAAGAUAGGAAAUCGAAGAAAAAUACCAAAACAAGUUCAGACGAUCAGCCUCUUAGAGUAUAG
Molecule: messenger RNA, 621 nt
Organism: Trichomonas vaginalis G3
Lineage: Eukaryota; Parabasalia; Trichomonadida; Trichomonadidae
Product: protein kinase regulator protein
Exons: 1
Coding region: 1-621 (206 amino acids)
Cellular component (GO): protein kinase CK2 complex; cytoplasm
Molecular function (GO): protein kinase regulator activity
Source: RefSeq, a predicted model, not a curated record